Messenger RNA from Lachancea nothofagi CBS 11611, 420 nucleotides. Lineage: Eukaryota; Fungi; Ascomycota; Saccharomycetes; Saccharomycetales; Saccharomycetaceae. The record is from the annotation of a GenBank genome assembly.
AUGCUAAGAUCAGUGCUUGGCGUUUCAAGUCGUGCCGCUCUUUCCAGAAAUAUGGCCACCAAAGCAACUAAAACAUAUCAAUUUGAGGAUAUAAAAUCGUUGGUUCUAAAACCAGAUGCCCGUAGGCUUCUGGUUGAUGUCAGAGAGCCAAGCGAGGUUCAGCAGUACGCUCUGCCCACGGCAAUCAACUUGCCUUUGAAGUCUGCUCCCGGUGCUCUAGGGUUGUCUUCGGAGGAGUUUGAGGACGUCUUUGGCAUUCCAAAACCUGCAACUGAAAACGAGCUAAUUUUCUUCUGCGCUGCUGGUGUUAGAGCCAAGGCAGCGGAAGAGCUUGCUAACUCUUACGGUUAUGGGAACACGGGAUUGUACCCUGGAUCUAUCCACGAGUGGCUAGAAAAAGGUGGUGACAAAUUGAAAUAA